Molecule: messenger RNA, 1683 nt
Organism: Teleopsis dalmanni
Lineage: Eukaryota; Metazoa; Arthropoda; Insecta; Diptera; Diopsidae
Gene: Pgk
Product: phosphoglycerate kinase
Exons: 4
Coding region: 43-1425 (460 amino acids)
Biological process (GO): glycolytic process; gluconeogenesis
Cellular component (GO): cytosol
Molecular function (GO): ADP binding; phosphoglycerate kinase activity; ATP binding
Source: RefSeq, a predicted model, not a curated record
AAUUUCGCGAACCGCUCUGUCUUUUACGCUAUUUGACCUUCAAUGACAUUCAAACGUUUGUUUCAGUUGGGCACACUGAAUGUGAAGUUGUCACUUGCAUCAAUAAGAUUCCAGAGUUCGAAGAGUUUGCCUGGGCUUGUUGUAAAAAGAACAGAAAAGAGCUGCAGUAAUUCCAUAAUGGCAUUCAACAAAUUAAGCAUUGAAAAUUUGGAUUUAAACGGAAAGCGCGUAUUAAUGCGCGUUGACUUUAAUGUGCCCAUCAAGGAUGGUAAAAUAACCAGUAAUCAACGUAUUGUCGCAGCUUUGGAUAGCGUAAAAUAUGCUUUGGAGAAAAAUGCCAAAUCUGUGGUGCUAAUGUCGCAUUUGGGUCGUCCAGAUGGCAACAAAAAUCCAAAAUACACUUUAGCGCCAGUUGCUGAAGAAUUAAAAACUUUGCUUGGUAAGGAUGUCACCUUUUUGAACGACUGCGUUGGUUCCGAUGUUGAAAGCAAAUGUAAGGACCCACCAACUGGUUCAGUUAUAUUACUAGAAAACUUGCGCUUCUAUACUGAAGAGGAAGGCAAAGGUGUCGAUCCUAGCGGCGCAAAAGUUAAAGCUGAUCCAAGCAAAGUAAAAGCAUUCCGUGAAAGUCUUGCAAAAUUAGGUGAUGUAUAUGUAAAUGAUGCAUUUGGUACAGCGCAUCGUGCACAUAGCUCAAUGAUGGGUGAAGGCUUUGAGAAACGCGCUGCCGGAUUAUUACUCAAUAAGGAGCUUAAGUAUUUCUCAAAAGCUCUGGAUAAUCCACCAUGUCCAUUUUUGGCUAUAUUAGGUGGUGCAAAGGUCGCCGACAAAAUUCAAUUGAUUGAAAAUCUUUUAGAUAAAGUUAACGAAAUGAUAAUUGGUGGCGGCAUGGCCUUUACUUUCCUGAAAGUUUUAAACAACAUGAAAAUCGGUUCUUCUUUGUUUGAUGAAGAGGGCUCCAAAAUUGUACAAAAUUUAGUUGAAAAAGCUAAGAAGAAUAAUGUACAACUGCAUUUACCAGUUGAUUUUAUCUGUGGCGAUAAAUUCGCCGAAAACGCUGCCGUAAGUGAGGCUACUGUGGAAAGUGGUAUACCUGAUGGACACAUGGGUUUGGAUGUUGGCCCAAAAACAAGAGAAUUGUUUGCUGCACCCAUAUGCCGUGCAAAAGUUAUUGUCUGGAAUGGACCACCAGGCGUAUUCGAAUUUGCUAACUUUGCCAAUGGCACAAAAGCAGUUAUGGAUGCAGUUGUAACAGCAACUAAAUCCGGUGCUGUUACAAUUAUUGGUGGUGGCGACACUGCUUCAUGCUGCGCCAAAUGGAACACUGAAUCUUUAGUAUCACACGUUUCUACUGGUGGUGGUGCAUCACUCGAAUUGCUGGAGGGUAAGACACUACCUGGUGUAGCUGCCUUAAGCAACGCUUAAUUUAACGCACAUCGCUGAUGUUAUCAUAAAUCUACGUUAUAAUGAAUGUUGUUAAUUAUUUACUAUAUUUAUAAUUAUUUGAGAUUAAUUAUUACAUUGUUAGAAUUUUGUCAACAUCCAUAGAAUAUUCAACGUGUAGUAGAUAUACGCUUUAUAAACUGUCAUUUGUUGUAAUUGUUGUGGUUACACUCUCUAAAAAUUUAGUUGUUAAUAGUAAAUGGAAAAUAAUAAAAUUCCGUAAAAUAAUUUAUUCUAAAU